CGGGCCCGGCGCGGUGCUCCCUGGGAGCCGUAGUCCCGGCAGCCGCCAUUUCGCCGGCAGCGUGGGGGCCGCCGCCCGCCCUGACUUUGCGCCAUGGAGAGCGGCUUCGGCUCCGACUUUGGCUCCGAUUUCGGCUCCGGAGGUGGCGGGGGAGGGAAGCUGGACCCGGGGCUCAUCAUGGAGCAGGUGAAGGUGCAGAUCGCCGUGGCCAACGCACAGGAGCUGUUGCAGCGUAUGACCGACAAGUGCUUUCGCAAGUGCAUCGGGAAGCCCGGGGGUGCGCUGGACAACUCGGAGCAGAAAUGCAUCGCCAUGUGCAUGGACCGCUACAUGGACGCCUGGAACACGGUUUCGCGAGCCUACAACUCCCGGCUGCAGCGGGAAAGAGCCAACAUGUGAAGUGCCCUGGAGCAGGGAGGGACCAUGUGGGGAAGGGACAAGCGGCCAGUCCAGGUGGCUGGGGCAGGGAUCCUGCAGCCUUUGCAGCCCCCGCCAUGGCAGAGCAAUAAACCCUCGCUGAACCUUUUGCA
This is a messenger RNA of Columba livia (rock pigeon), 530 nucleotides long. It is a transcript of the gene TIMM13, whose product is annotated as translocase of inner mitochondrial membrane 13. The record is from RefSeq and is a predicted model, not a curated record. The coding region runs from base 94 to 399 and encodes 101 amino acids. NCBI's taxonomy places the organism in Eukaryota, Metazoa, Chordata, Aves, Columbiformes, Columbidae. The transcript is spliced from 3 exons.